CUCCCACCUGCGCCGCCGCCGCCGCCCGCCCCUUUCCCGUUGCCCACGGGCGAUCCGCCGGGCGCGCCUCGUCACCGGGCUGUGGACCCCCGGCCCCCGCCGCCGCCCGCGGGCUCUCCCCCCCUUUUCCUCCUCCUCUCCCCUUCCCUUCUCCCUCCCCCUUCUCAGCCAGGCUGCGCCCCCCUGGCCGGCCCCGGCAUGAGCAUCUCCAUCCCGGCGGGGCUGACGGAGCUGCUGCAGGGCUUCACUGUGGAGGUGCUGCGGAGCCAGCCCGGGGACCUGCUGGAGUUCGCCCUCCAGUACUUCGGGCGCCUCAAAGAAGAGGCGGCGGCGGCCAAGGCGGCGGCAGCAGCGGAGAAGGAGGUGAGCGGCCGCAAGGCGGGCACCCCCGCGUCCGGCCAUGACAGGAGCAGCCAGCCGCGCCGGGCCCCCCUCGACGCCCGCGGGGUCAACUUCGUCGACGAGCCCAUGCAGACCGACUCCGAGAGCGGCGAGGAGGAGGAACGGCCACCGCCGCCUCCGCCGCCACAGCAGUUCCCGGCUCCAGCGGUAAACCGGUUCACCAGGCGGGCAUCAGUGUGUGCGGAAGCUUACAAUCCUGAUGAGGAAGAUGAUGAUGCAGAAUCAAGGAUUAUUCACCCUAAAACAGAUGAUCAACGAAACAGACUGCAGGAGGCAUGCAAGGACAUUCUUCUUUUCAAGAACCUAGAUCCGGAACAGAUGUCUCAAGUGUUAGAUGCGAUGUUUGAAAAGCUGGUUGAAGGAGGGGAACAUGUCAUUGAUCAAGGGGAUGAUGGUGACAACUUCUACGUCAUCGAUAGAGGUACAUAUGAUAUUUAUGUAAAAUGCGAUGGUGUUGGGAGAUGCAUUGGAACCUAUGAUAACCGAGGAAGUUUUGGUGAGUUGGCCUUAAUGUACAAUACACCCAGAGCAGCUACAAUUAUAGCUACCUCUCCUGGUGCCAUCUGGGGCUUGGACAGGGUAACGUUCCGAAGAAUCAUUGUAAAAAAUAAUGCCAAAAAGAGAAGAAUGUAUGAAAAUUUUAUUCAGUCGUUGCCAUUUCUUAAAUCGUUAGAAGUAUCUGAGCGUUUAAAAGUGGUUGAUGUGAUUGGUACCAAAGUGUACAAAGAUGGAGAACAAAUCAUUGCUCAGGGUGACUUGGCUGAUUCCUUCUUCAUUGUGGAAUCUGGAGAAGUAAGGAUUAUAAUGUCAAGGAAGGAUAAACAAGAUGUAGAAGAGAAUGGAGCAGUUGAAAUAGCUCGAUGCUCAAGAGGACAGUAUUUUGGAGAACUUGCGCUUGUAACUAACAAACCACGAGCCGCUUCUGCAUUUGCUCUUGGCACUGUCAAAUGUUUAGUUAUGGAUGUGCAGGCAUUUGAAAGGCUUUUGGGACCUUGUAUGGAAAUUCUGAAAAGAAACAUUGCAAACUAUGAAGAGCAGCUAGUUGCUCUGUUUGGAACAAACAUGGACAUUGCCGAUACCAGUGCAUGAACUAAACAUUGGAGCAACAAGAUCUGUUAUGAGAAUAUAGCACAGUAGUGGUUAGUCCACUGAGAAAUUGUCUUUCUUCCUAUAGAUGCCAAGCAUUUUCUCUGAUUUUAAGAAUGGGUUUGGGGGUAUUUUUUUGACUUCUUACAGUGGAAAUACUAGUAAACAAAACAGGAAUUUAAUAAAUAAUGGACUUGAUUUUUAAAAGUGCUGAGUAUUGAUAGUUUCAUCUGCUAUCAAGAGGACCUGUAGUAAUACGGCACCUUUGAAAAUCAAGUCCUUUCACACAGCAUUUCCUUAGAGUAGAUUUCAAAAAAAAACCCCACAUGCCAUGAACUUGUUAAACCAUCUUCUGUUCUUCAAAAAGGUUACAACUUUUCUGGAAAGACUGUUAGUUUGAAUGUGAUAUGUUGAAAGUAUUAGUGCACACAAAGUGUUUAUAUGUAUUAAUACAGAAGAUAUACAGUAGAUAUUACUUUCUGACUAUUACAGUUGUCAUGAUUUUAUGUUGCAUUUAUCACAGAUGUAGUGAAUCACAAGACUAAUCGUAAGAUAAAGCAUGACAAUGCAUUUUGUGUAAUGCUCAUGACCCAAAUCUGAUUUUUAACAUUUUGUAAUUUGUUUUAAAGUCCUCUUUGUUUAAUAUGUCAUGUUUCAGCACGACAUUGUAAUAUCUUAUGCAAUUUAGAGGACUUGUAUAUUUUUGCAAUAAACUGCAUUUUUUUAUUAGUUACAUGUAUUCUGUACAUGAGUGAGGACAGCUGACAAAUUAACCUUCAUGCUCUAAAGGCAUAGGUCGUCGUCAUGUUCUA
Pezoporus flaviventris is the source of this 2300-nucleotide messenger RNA. It is a transcript of the gene PRKAR2B, whose product is annotated as protein kinase cAMP-dependent type II regulatory subunit beta. Gene Ontology annotation, molecular function: cAMP-dependent protein kinase regulator activity. The transcript has 11 exons. The coding region runs from base 199 to 1491 and encodes 430 amino acids. The record is from RefSeq and is a predicted model, not a curated record. Gene Ontology annotation, cellular component: cAMP-dependent protein kinase complex. Gene Ontology annotation, biological process: regulation of protein phosphorylation. NCBI's taxonomy places the organism in Eukaryota, Metazoa, Chordata, Aves, Psittaciformes, Psittacidae.